Molecule: messenger RNA, 3654 nt
Organism: Dicentrarchus labrax (European seabass)
Lineage: Eukaryota; Metazoa; Chordata; Actinopteri; Moronidae
Exons: 21
Coding region: 512-3031 (839 amino acids)
Biological process (GO): apoptotic process; defense response to Gram-positive bacterium; positive regulation of cytokine production involved in immune response
Cellular component (GO): external side of plasma membrane; membrane
Molecular function (GO): protein binding; transmembrane signaling receptor activity
Source: RefSeq, a predicted model, not a curated record
UAACAGCAACAGACACCUGCAGUUGACAUUGAUGUCUUGUCGCCACGUUGGGGUCGACUGAAGAAGAUUGAAGAAGAUUGAAGGAGAAUGAAGGAGACUGAAGGAGAUUGAAGGAGAGAAUUUGUAGCCCACUUGUUACCACAAACCAGAAGGAUAGGAGAACUCGACCAUUAAGAAUAGUGACAGUGUAUGCUUUCAUUAUUCAGAUGAUUCCUGCCUUAGGCUACUACAGUUUAAAUACCAGCAAUACGGUGAUGAUACAGUACAGGAGGAGUUUCUACAGAUUAUGAUCAACUGGACAGUGUCUGAAGUUCCACAUUGGACAAUAUGGUUGAUUUCGAGGAACUGUUUUUACCUUUGUGACACUGCUACAGAGUUAAUGGUGUGUAAGGGUAAAGUACAGACCUGGGGGAGGAAGACGCUUUUAUUUUGACAUUUACCCGGAUGUAGGAUUUCUGAACAACAACUUCAGCGGUAUAUAACGUUAUGUCUCGCUGCGAUCCGUUUACAGAUGGUGUCCUCCUGUUGGAUUUUACUCUCAGUGAGACGAUGUCUUCAGUCCAUGAAAACUGUGAUCCAGCAGUAUAAAAUAAUGUUUGGAAGAAAACCUUUGACAGCUGCACCAUUGCUGAUUCUUGUGAUGAAUAUCUUCAGAGGACAUGCACUACCAUGUCAUCCAUCAGAGUAUCAGAGAGGGAAUGAAUGCUGUCCUAAGUGUCUUCCUGGAAGUCGAGUUAAAACAGAUUGCACAGAGUUCAGGAGUACUUCCUGUCUGUCCUGCACUGAGGGAACCUUCAUGAAUCAGCCUACAGGACGGACACAAUGUUUCUCCUGUACAAUCUGUGAUACAGGUUCUGGUUUGAAGAUAAAGACAUCAUGUACAACAACAUCAGAUACAGUUUGUGAACCACUGGAGGGAUUCUACUGUUUGAACUCUGCAGAGGACGGCUGUAUGUCAGCACAGAGACACACACUCUGUCGACCAGGACAAUACAUCAGUCAGAAAGGAACAGCAUUAACAGACACUGAGUGCUCUGACUGCAGUGCUGGAACAUAUUCAAAUGGAACAUUUCCAUCCUGUCAGCCACACACACAAUGUGAAUCAAUGGAUCUUCUGAUAAAAGCAGGAACUGUUUCAACUGAUGCUCAAUGUGAACAAAGUUCAUACCCAACAGGGAUUGUUAUCGGUGUUGUUGUAGGAGCAGUGAUUUUUUUAGUAAUUGUAGCAGCUGCAUUGUUCUGUUGCAGGAAGAAGAAAAUAAAUCCAAACAGAGAAAGAAAGGCAGACAUAUCCACCCUGGAAAAGCUGAAUGGAGAACAACCAGACAGAAGUCCACAGCAGCAGCUCAUCCACAAACUGGACCAGCUGGGGCUUAACACCUCCCUGUGCAACUGGCUGUUGGAAUUCCUGAUGGGGAGGCCACAGGCAGUUUGGGUCGGCAGCAACACCUCCAGCACCAUCACACUGAACACAGGGGCACCCCAAGGAUGUGUGCUGAGCCCCCUCCUCUUCACUCUGCUGACCCAUGACUGCACACCAUCAUUCAGCUCCAACCUCUUCAAAAAAGCCCAACAGCGCCUCAUCUGCACUGUGUCCUGUCGCAAGACUCUGCAGCGCAUAGUGAGAGCAGCUGAGAAGAUCAUUGGUGUCCCUCCCCCCCUUUUUGACAUUUAUAACACCCGCAUCACCAGCAAAGCAAUCAGGAUUGCAGGUGACCCCACACACCCAUCUCACAGCCUCUUCAGCCUGCUGCCUUCAGGGAGGAGACUGCGCAGUCUCUGGGCCAAAACCAGCAGGCUCAAGGACAGUUUCUUCCACCUGGCUGUCAGGAGACUCAACUCCAUCCCUGCUCUACCAUCACUCUGUCCUCUAAUUGCCUUCGACACCAUCAAACCUCUCCGGCUGGCAGAGAAACUCUCUGUGAUGCAGGUGGAUCAGGACCUCGUGGCCUGGAUCACUGACUACCUCACUGACAGACCACAAUACGUCAGACUGCACAGCUGCUUGUCAGAUGUGGUAACCAGCAGCACUGAUGAUAGGGAGGAGGAGUACAGAAACCUGAUUAAGAACUUCAUUGGAUGGUGCGAUAGGAACCAACUACAGCUCAACACAGGAAAAACUAAAGAGCUGGUGGUGGACUUCUGGCGAGGUUUACAGAUGGUGUCCUCCUUUUGGAUUUUAAUCUCAGUGAGACGACGUCUUCAGUCCAUGAAAACUGUGAUCCAGCAGUAUAAAAUGACGUUUGGAAGAAAACCUUUGACAGCUGCACCAUUGCUGAUUCUUGUGAUGAAUAUCUUCAGAGGACAUGCACUACCAUGUCAUCCAUCAGAGUAUCAGAGAGGGAAUGAAUGCUGUCCUAAGUGUCUUCCUGGAAGUCGAGUUAAAACAGAUUGCACAGAGUUCAGGAGUACUUCCUGUCUGUCCUGCACUGAGGGAACCUUCAUGAAUCAUCCUACAGGACGGACACAAUGUUUCUCCUGUACAAUCUGUGAUGCAGGUUCUGGUUUGAAGAUAAAGACGUCAUGUACAAUAAUAUCAGAUACAGUUUGUGAACCACUGGAAGGAUUCUACUGUUUGGACUCUACAGAGGACGGCUGUAUGUCAGCACAGAGACACACACUCUGUCGACCAGGACAAUACAUCAGACAGAACGGAACAGCAUUAACAGACACUGAGUGCUCUGACUGCAGUGCUGGAACAUAUUCAAAUGGAACAUUUCCAUCCUGUCAGUCACACACACAAUGUGAAUCAAUGAAACUUCAGCUGAUAAAAGCAGGAACUGUUUCAACUGAUGCUCAAUGUGGAGAACAAAGUUCAUACCCAACAGGAACUGUGAUCGGUGUUUGUGCAGCAUUGCUUUUUACAUUAAUUGGAACAGCUGUGUUGGUAUUUGUAUUGUGGAAGAAAGGAUGUCUAAACUCAGGGACGGCUGAGUGGAGAAGAACCAUCUGUGAUGACUUUAGGCAGUGCAGAUGUAACUGUACAGAGACUAAAGUCAGCCAGGACGGACAACGUGGAGCAAGAUACUGACUUGUGUCCUCAGUGUGAGAUGGCUCCAGACUCUUCAUUCAUUGGAUAGCUGAGAGGGACUUCUAGGAAGUUCUCUUCAUGUAACUGUACAUGUAGACUUUAUUGAUCCUCUCUGGUGGUCACACAGUUGGAUCUGAACACCAAAGUGGAAAUGGACCAAAGGACAGAUACAUUGUGUCCUGAACUGCAACAUGAUGGGACAAAUGGUUUCUUUGACCAAAAGCAAAAAGACUGAAUAAUAGGAUAGGUCGAUUGGACAAAUAUAUUGACCUUCAGUGAUUGUUGGACAGACGGUUGCUGGUUGAAAAAUGUUGCCUGACCCUACUGGAUAGUGUGCGUUUGACACACACAAGCCCAGGUUAGUACACAGACAAGUAGCAGUCCAUGUUGAAUAUUCCAUGUUCCCAAGACAUUAAUAAGACAAUAUUUGACCUAAAAUUUUACCUUCGUUCUGUGGAGGUUGGUGUGGUUUACAAUCAGCUGCACAGACUUUGAACAGACACAAUGUUGUUAAAUAAUUAAAUUUCCCCCUUAAAAGACCAGAGAGUAGGAUUCCUUAAUUCAGUUUUUUAGCUGUCACUAUGUAAAUAUAUUAAAAUAAAUAAAUAUAAAUGUUUACAUAA